This is a messenger RNA of Drosophila melanogaster (fruit fly), 2419 nucleotides long. RefSeq lists its product as uncharacterized. The coding region runs from base 252 to 1661 and encodes 469 amino acids. The transcript has 4 exons. The record is from RefSeq and is marked reviewed. Gene Ontology annotation, cellular component: membrane. NCBI's taxonomy places the organism in Eukaryota, Metazoa, Arthropoda, Insecta, Diptera, Drosophilidae.
CUGCCUGUGUAUAAACAGUUGGCAAGAAACGAAGUCGAAAAACAGAAGUUUUGCUCGAAAUGGCAGCGUAAAAAACCAUUAAAGCCACUUUCAUUACUGCACGGCCGAGUCGGAAUAUAUACAUAUAUAGAAUAGUGACAGAUAACAGGCGGAGAGGCGGAAAAGCAGCGGAACACCCGGAACAUAUUGAUACAUAUGGACGUAGACUUCAAGAUAACGAAAGAACUUUCAGGCAUUUCCGAUAAUAUAUAAUGGUGGCGGCCAAGUACGAGCGGCUGAAUACCAGUGGUGAGGCGGCCGGGAACGGAAAUGGGAAUGCCAGCGAUGCAGAAGACGAGGAGAUCGAACUCCAUUUGGCGCAGAAGACGCAGCUGGGUAAUGGCCAUCGGUUGCGCCAGAGCAACUUCAAGUACGCCAGCGGAAAGUGCGGAUCCGGAGAGGCGCCGUGCACCAACGAAACGGCCACGUUGGCCCAGGAGAACAUGAUGAUGCAAAUGGCCGUGGGUACGCUGGCCAUUAUCUUCCUGUAUCUGGCAUUAUCCAUAUCGCUGACAUUCUACCAAACGGACAUCAACCGGCAGAUGCCCUUUCCCCUGGCCAUCGUAACCUAUCAUUUGGUUGUGAAGUUCCUUCUGGCCGCCGCGGCGCGCAGAAUCUACAGGAUGCGAGUGGGCCGAUCGCGGGUUCAGUUGGAUUGGAGGCUCGCCCUGCGGAAAAUGGCACCCACGGGAGUUGCCAGUGCCAUCGACAUUGGAUUCUCCAACUGGGGCCUGGCCCUGGUGCCCAUUUCCCUCUACACCAUGACCAAGUCCUCGACCAUUGUUUUUAUCCUGCUGUUCGCCAUCGCUUUUGGACUGGAGAAGAAGAGCUGGUAUCUGGUCUCGAUUGUGGGCCUGAUAGGCACUGGCCUUCUGAUGUUCACCUACAAGUCAACGGACUUCAAUGCCCUUGGUUUCUUCUUCAUCCUUUUCGCCUCGCUGAGCAGCGGACUGCGAUGGAGUUUCGCGCAGUUCAUAAUGCAGAAAUCGAAGCUAGGCUUGCACAAUCCCAUCGAUAUGAUAUAUUACAUGCAGCCGUGGAUGAUUGCCUCGCUGGUGCCCCUCGUAAUUGGAAUCGAAGGUGCCGGGCUCAUCGCGGUAAUAGAAGAUCUGCACAACCACACUUCGAAUGAGAUAACUUGGGCCAUUGCGAGGAUAUCAGCGGGCGCUUUGCUGGCUUUUCUCAUGGAGUUCAGCGAAUUCUUGGUGCUCUGCAAGACCUCCAGUCUGACGCUCUCGAUAGCCGGCAUUUUCAAGGAUAUCUGCCAGUUGGCACUAGCCGUGACUAUCAGAAAAGACCACCUGAGUGUCAUCAACUACAUUGGCUUGAUCAUUUGCCUGGCUGGUAUCGUUUGCCACCUACUGCACAAGUACUCCAAUAUGAAGGAGAUGCAGCGGCAGCAGGAGUUGCAGCUCGAUAACGACCAGGAGGAGUCGUCGCCAGGGGAGUACAAAUUCAACGAUGGCAGUGCCAUUGUGGGUGUCCAUGUGAAGUCGCACUCCACGCUGACGGUGCCAUUGCUGGAGCAAACCGACUCGGAGGACGAGUCUGGUGCAAGCAACAAACAGAACGCCUCCGAUGUGAUCUUCGACGUGCUGAAGCGACGCGACAUGCAGCGAUGAAAGCCAAUCCUUGUACAGAUGUCCUGUAAAUGUUGUAAAUUCAAACUACUUUUAUGUUUACCAGCACCUUGGCCCACGCAACUACUUACUACACUGGGAUUAGCAAUGCAUGUUUAAGUAAGCUAGUUAGUUUGACACUCUUCAUUCCUUCCGUCACCGAUUCCCUCAACUUCCUCGAUGCAUUCCCGCCUUGUGCAUUUAGGGGCUAGGCUAGAUAUAUGAGACGUACGUCAAAUUGAAGUGUAAAGAGUAACAUCCAUGUUUAAGUUGAUUCGAUUGUAACGACACGAAAUCUAAGGAACGAAGAGUAUUCUUUGGACAAUCAAUUAACUUCUAAUAGCAGUUAGUUUUAAUCUUUUUGCAUUUGUGAAGCUGAAAAUGUAUUGAGAACUGUCCAAAGUUUGCUUGAGUUCCGAAAUCUAUCUCGUUUCUUUUUUGUAAAAACUCGAUCUUAAGUCAUACAACCUAUGUAAAAAUAAGAAAGCCUUAAUGACCCUUUCAUUGUUCCUUAACUGACAUCUUUAAUUUGGCAUUCCAAAUUGAAUUGUAAACCCUUAUAGUUAUAAGAAUUUUUAAUUUGAAAGCUCCCGCAAACGUCUGAUUAAAUUAAACAAGGGGCAUUGUUCUUUAGCGAAUUAUAAAUAAUGUCUUCGUUGUUUUUAGUUAAUGCAUCAUUUUUGUUGAGUUUUUGACAUAUUGUAUUUAUAAGUUUAUAAGAUAAUUUCAAAUAUAUAUUAAAUACAUAUAUAUUAAAGCAU